AUGAGAGCUGUAAUUUUGCUAUCUAAGAAGUUAAGCGCCGUCAUCAAGCAAGCACCCUUAUGGAAUGAAUUCACUUGCUGGAAGAAAUUCCUCGAGUCCCAUGCUAGAAGAUUGGGUACUGAGAGCAAAAAGAGAUACCAUCAUGUGGUCACAAACUUCUUAAACUACGCUAAUGAACUUCUUUAG
Molecule: messenger RNA, 186 nt
Organism: Prunus armeniaca (apricot)
Lineage: Eukaryota; Viridiplantae; Streptophyta; Magnoliopsida; Rosales; Rosaceae
Source: the annotation of a GenBank genome assembly